Arabidopsis arenosa is the source of this 1796-nucleotide messenger RNA. The record is from the annotation of a GenBank genome assembly. NCBI's taxonomy places the organism in Eukaryota, Viridiplantae, Streptophyta, Magnoliopsida, Brassicales, Brassicaceae.
GGUUUCUUUUACAAAAUUCUCAUUUUGAUUCUUUCUUCCUCUUUAGCUAGAGAAGAUUUAUACUGGGUUUUUGAGUAUUUCUCGGAAAGUUUCGUUUUUUUUUUUCUGGGGAAGUUUCCGAGAUCUCGGCGGAGUACUUUUUUUGACGACGAACCAGUAUGGUUUGGUACUCAAGCUGUAGAAUUUUGUUUCUGGGUCUGAUUAUUUUGUUAGCUUCGAGCUGGGUUUUGGAAAUAUGCGAAGGAUUUGGUGAAUUUGGGUUUGAAUUUCAUCAUCGUUUCUCCGAUCAGGUUGUUGGGGUUUUACCUGGAAAUGGUUUACCUAAUCGAGAUUCUUCUAAGUAUUAUAGAGUGAUGGCUCAUCGUGAUCGGUUAAUCAGAGGUCGUCGACUUGCAAACGAAGAUCAAUCACUUGUUACUUUCUCUGACGGCAACGAUACUGUUCGUGUUGAUGCCCUAGGAUUUUUGCAUUACGCUAAUGUGACGGUUGGGACGCCGUCUGAUUGGUUUCUGGUUGCUUUAGACACUGGAAGUGACUUGUUUUGGUUGCCCUGUGACUGCACCAAUUGUGUUCGUGAAUUGAAAGCGCCUGGUGGCUUGAGUUUGGACCUCAAUAUUUAUAGCCCUAAUGCAUCAUCGACAAGUACUAAAGUUCCUUGUAAUAGCACAUUAUGUACAAGAGGUGAUCGAUGCGCUUCCCCUGAAAGUAAUUGCCCAUACCAGAUCCGGUAUCUUUCUAAUGGUACCUCGUCUACCGGAGUCUUGGUGGAGGAUGUACUUCACUUAGUUUCAAAUGACAAAAGUUCCAAAGCUAUUCCAGCUCGAGUUACUUUGGGAUGUGGUCAAGUUCAGACUGGUGUAUUCCAUGAUGGUGCAGCUCCAAAUGGUCUUUUCGGGCUUGGCUUAGAAGACAUAUCGGUUCCUAGCGUACUAGCAAAAGAAGGAAUUGCAGCAAACUCAUUCUCAAUGUGUUUUGGGAACGAUGGAGCUGGUAGGAUCAGUUUUGGGGAUAAAGGUAGCGUAGACCAGCGGGAAACACCAUUGAACAUAAGACAACCACAUCCUACUUACAAUAUCACCGUCACUAAAAUAAGCGUUGGAGGAAAUACCGGCGAUCUUGAAUUUGAUGCUGUUUUCGACUCUGGAACCUCGUUCACUUAUCUGACUGAUGCAGCUUACACCCUUAUUUCAGAAAGCUUUAAUUCUCUAGCUCUGGACAAACGUUAUCAAACAACUGAUUCCGAGUUACCUUUUGAGUACUGUUAUGCACUAAGCCCAAACAAAGACAGCUUUCAGUAUCCAGCUGUGAAUCUGACAAUGAAAGGCGGGAGCUCAUAUCCCGUUUAUCACCCGUUAGUAGUAAUCCCCAUGAAGGACACAGAUGUCUACUGUUUAGCCAUCUUGAAGAUAGAAGACAUUAGCAUCAUUGGACAGAACUUCAUGACUGGCUAUCGCGUUGUCUUUGAUCGUGAGAAACUGAUUCUGGGGUGGAAAGAAUCUGAUUGUUACACCGGUGAGACCUCAGCUCGGACGCUUCCAUCGAACCGUUCCUCCUCCUCGGCUAGACAGCCAGCUUCUUCGUUUGAUCCAGAGGCGACGAACAUACCAUCUCAAAGACCAAACACGUCGACUUCUUCUGCUGCUUAUUCUCUCUCUAUCUCACUUUCAUUGUUCUUCUUCUCAAUUUUGGCCAUCCUUUAAUUAUUUACACGUAUAUAUUUAGCCAUCUGCUAUACACGAAUUUGUAUUCUUUAGAAGAUAAUUGGGUUCAAUCACCAAAAAAUAUUGCACACUACA